Maylandia zebra (zebra mbuna) is the source of this 4175-nucleotide messenger RNA. It is a transcript of the gene il10ra, whose product is annotated as interleukin 10 receptor, alpha. Lineage: Eukaryota; Metazoa; Chordata; Actinopteri; Cichliformes; Cichlidae. Gene Ontology annotation, molecular function: cytokine receptor activity; protein binding. Gene Ontology annotation, cellular component: plasma membrane. The record is from RefSeq and is a predicted model, not a curated record. Gene Ontology annotation, biological process: cytokine-mediated signaling pathway.
AUCUUUAGUUGUCUCUGUUCUUCUAUCUUCAGCCAUGGUUAAGUGCAAAAGAAAAAAAAAGAAACAACAUAUGCAAUGCAUCAAACCACAAAGGAGGUCGUGCUGAACAAAGUGUCACAGGAAAAGGUAGACAAAGCCUAAAAGAGGAAACCAGUGAUAAGACGAGUUUCCUGAGUUAAAAUUUUAUAUUUGUCAGUGAAAAAACAGAAAUUACAUAAACAAAAGAGUAUACAAAGUGAACUGAUAAACACCAGAAUGAGUCUUUGAUAGUAACUACUGCCUACAUUUUAGGGGGGGAGGAAAGUGAAAGGGGAAUUCCUGAAAGCUUCCUCUUCUCAUAUCUGGUGUAGACACACUCCAACUGUGUUUUUUCUGAUAGUGCUCAACACUAAUUACAUUAUGAGCCCGGUGAGAGCAUGGAAAGGGGAAAAGAAAAAACAAAAGAGGAAGAAAAAGGCUCUCUUGUUGAGAAAGGCAAGAGCAAGCGAGAGAUGAAACUAGCAGCAACGUCACGGAUAUAGUCACAACAGGAAACUCAUCAUCUGAGAGGGAGGGAUGUUAGGCGAGCGACAAAGAUACUUGAAAUGGAUAUCAAAGCCAAAUUGCUGGGUUUUGUCUUCUUAAUGAUCUACAUGAGCCUUGUGUCAGGAGCCGAGGGCAUUCCUGGUCCUGCCAAAGUGAUGGUGAAUAUUUUGGAUGGCGAUGUAACACUACAUUGGGACACACCUGAAGAUGCACCUUCAAACUAUUACUACAAUGUGGAAAUGGCAAAGUACCAAGAUGACUGGGCCAUGUUGGCAAGUUGCACACAGAUUAAUGAUAACUACUGCAGCCUUAACAGUUUUAUAACUGAUUUUGAAUCUGGCUACAAGGUCAGAGUUCAGCUGGUAGCAGGGGGCGAUGAGUCUAUUUGGGUUCGUAAGAAAUUUCUCCUGAAUGAAAGCAAACUGCAACCUCCCUCCUUCACAUUGUGGGCUACAUUCAGCACUAUAACCGUCUCUGUUCACCCAAAACCCAUUUUGAAGAAGAUUUUUCCUUUUGGUUUAAAGUACACCAUCUACCUAGAGGAGAAAGGACAAGAUAAUAAGAAUACCACGGCAUACUUGAAGGAUGACAUGGAAGAGGAUCAGAAGACUACUUUCACUUCUCUCCAUUGGGGUAAAGAGUACUGUGUCAGCGUCAAGUUAGAGGGCAGUGGAAAUCUCCCCACCAGCAGUGUUUCCAAAAAACAGUGUCUGCUGUUGCCAGAGCAAGAGUAUUACAUUAUUGCUGUAUCAUCCCUAUCAUUUGUGGGUGGGCUGGCAUUAAUUGCAGUCAUCGCAGUGCUGUGUUACCUGAAACGUCCAGAGAAAACACCUGCUGCACUGAAAUCCCCUGCUAGUGGCUGGCUUCCACUCUAUGUUGAAGAUGGGACUGUGGAGGUGGUUACAGACAAAGGAUGGUUUCUGUCACCAUACAGAAAAGACAUGAAAGAUGGUGUGAAAGACCCAAUCAGUCAUCUUACAGUAACAGAGGACAAUGAAGAAGAGGAGAGGAGGACCAGCAUGGAUAGUGGGCUCAGUAUGGAGUCUAACUCAAACAUUGAAGAGAAUCCACCAAUGAGACAAGAUGACAGUGGCUGUGGAAGCAUGGGAGGACCUGAAAGCACAACUAGCAGCCAAACAGAUUACCCACUUGAGAAUGAGCGGGCUGAUUCCAUUCGGAAAAGAGAGGACAGUGGGGUGGGUCUGGGCUGCCAGAUGAUUUCUUGCAUUAACCUGGAUGGGCAGGACAGUGGGCCUCUAAAAGAGUCUGCUGCUGGAGGCAACUAUCGCAGCCAGAGUCCUUCAGAUGUGCAGAUGCAAGCUUCUGAUGAUGAGGAAACAUUUAAACAGAUGCUUCCCAACUUGGUUUUGGCCGAGGUGGUCACGGGCUACAGAGCUGGGCCUCAGUCGUGUAUCUGUUCAGGAGCUGGUCAGUGCAUUUGGUGUCAUCAGCAAGGCCACGAUGAAACCAAAGUCAUCAAACAAUAUAGAAAAGUGUCUAUUGAAAAUGGACUACUUGUAAGCCAAUCUGAUUUAAUAGACUCUUACAAAGGAGAUGUUACACAUCCAGGUUACUCUAGAGAGAAACAAACUGACACACACAUGAUGGAUGACUUAGAAUCAAUCUUUCCACUGAGGGAUUUUCCUCUGCUGACCUCUCUGUCCCCGCUGCCGUUAAUGAAGUGUGGGCAGGACUUCAAUAUGAACAAUGUGUCCCUUUCUCUCUGCGAUGUACAGCUGAAAAUUGACUGAUAAACUGUGAGAUGUGACAAAACACUUUAUUUAAAAAGAAAAAAAAAUCCUGCCACCGCAUGUUACAGUGCAAUACUGGAGCAAUAAACUCACAUUUUCUACUUAAUGAAACAGAAGCACUAGAGUGAGGUAAAAUGUUCCAGUGCCAGAAACUGAAAAAACAUGCGGAAAUCUUGGGGAUAAAACUGAGUGGUUAACAGGCAGUUACUGAACAUACUGUAGGAAGGAAACAGAGGUUAGAUUACAGAGCUACUGACUGGUAACUGUUGGAAGGAGUCUUGGGAGAUUAUGAAGACUGAGAAGAUUCUAAGAAACGCCCUUUUUAACCCUGUUUCACUGAGUCUAUUUACAACUGACUAAUGUGUUGUCUGCCGGAAGUGAAACUGUGUGGGGAGCACUGAAGAGAAACGGCUUGAUAGUUAUGUGCACUUGGACAUUUUGUGAUUUCAUCGCCGCCAACAAUGAACUUUAUUGCAGUUGCCCACAUGAGAAUGUUCUUAUUUCUCAGCAGUGUGUUUAAUUCACACAGUUUCGUAAUACUUAAUCAAUCCACAAACUUUUUACAAUAACAAGUGGUUUCACCUUACUUAACAAGCAAACUUUGAUAUAAAGAGCAUUUUGUGUCUGAUUCUCUUUCAUGUUUUCUUACAUGGCAAAAUAUUUUCAUGUUUGUGCUUAUAAGACCAGCUACUUCUUUGUUCAAUCUAUUUAUUAGUCUAUUUAUUUAAUGCCUUUGUUGAUACAUGUGCUACUCAUGAUUAAAACUUGGACUAGUCUGUAAAAUUCAUAUGUUGCCAAGAUUCCUAAAAACAAUGCCUAAACCUAGCUAAACAGUGAGUGAAAAGUGGAAAAAGUGAAAGUGGAACAUGAAAAUAUUUUUUGAAAAGAAUUAUUAAAUUAAGUUAAAAAGUCAAACUCUUUUCAUUUGAAUUUAAGUCUUAUCCAGUCACCUGCAAGUUUAUGUAGCAUUGCAAAGUAUUUUGUUGAAAGCAAACGUUUUAUCCAAUUUAGAUUUAAGCGAAGAUUAUUUUUAGACAUUCACAAGUCAGUGAAACCAGCUGACAGACGACAUGCUGUUUUCAGAAACUAUGACUAAAGAAAACCCAAGGAAAACCCUGAGACAACAAAAUGAUACCUUCUUUAAAAAACCAUUACACAAGACAAUCUGUAGGCUACUAGGGAUCUCCAUAUGCAAAUUAUGUACAGGAACCAGGUCAGUGGUUUUGAAGCUUCUAAACUGAGAAACAAACACUUCCUCUGUCAGGCCUUACCCCAUUUCUAAAAAGUCCCGAGAAGAGAAUGAAUAUUGUCAAUAUGGGUUGAUUUCCAUACACCAAACACAGCAUUAGGGAAAUCCUGUGACAAGUAUUCUAUGUAUAAACUGCAUACAGGGAAGUAAGACAGUUUCAUGCAACUUAUCAUAAUAUUUUUACAUAUACACUGAUGAUUAUUGUAGAACGUUAACAUGUUGGGAAUUCCUGUGGUAAAACUUUCUUUUUGCGCUCCUACUGUUCCCCUACUUUUUUGAAUGUCUGUGCAUUCUCCAGGUUGGUAAUUGAACUUGAGGGGAACUCCCAAUUCAAUUACCAAAACUGGAAAAAUAUUUGGCUAAUUUUAAGACAAUUAAAAUGCAACACAAAACUUCCAAAACUGGGUUUUGUCCUCUGUAUGAUUUCAAAAUAUGCCUACACCCACAUUAGUUAACAAGGAGAAACAUGUCACUUUGUUUCUCCCAUUAUUGCUAGAUUAAAUCCUUCUCUGUUGAGAAGUUACUGUACUUACAGUACUAGAGCAAAUGCAGGGUUAUGGCAGGUAUCACAAGAACUAUAGUGCAGCUUAUGCUUUAUCUUAUGUUGCCAGCAAAGACUAACAUCACAGAAAUAAAACACGUUAAAAGAA